CGCUGCUGGGAUGCUGCUGCUGCUGCUGGCGGGGGGAAGGCGGGCUCUGGAGGGACUCAGGUGCUGCUGGGACAACGUCCACACGGGCCAUCAGUCCUUAUCGCUCCAGCAUUGCAACACAUCAGCAUUACUACCUUGACGCCGGGGUCGACGGGUCUGACAGACAGACAGACAGACAGAGCAGCUGUUUCUGUCUACUCUGCGGGGUGUACAAGAAAGCAUACACGGAAGCUACUGGUGGUGGCAGCUGUUUUUCUACAAGUUCUCCAUGAAGACUCGCACUUUUCUACUCUUACUCGCAGCUUUUAUCUGCGGACUCUCGCGGGGAGAUGAAAACGCAGCGGAGGAGCUCCAGGUGGAAACGCUGGUGAGGCCCGAAACUUGCUCCGUUCUCUCCGGGAUGGGAGACACGCUGCACAUCCACUACACGGGUAAACUCAUGGAGGGGAAGGUGUUUGACACAUCGCUAUCCCGGGAUCCUCUUGUUGUCGAGCUGGGGAAGAGGACAGUUAUUCCUGGUCUGGAACAAAGCUUGAUUGGCAUCUGUGAAGGGCAAAAAAUCAAAGCCACUAUUCCACCUCACCUUGCAUAUGGGAAAAAAGGUUAUCCUCCCACAAUCCCAGGUGACGCUGUUCUCGAGUUCGAGGUGGAGGUGAUUUCUCUUUCACAACAGACGCAGUGGCAAAAGAUGGUCAAUGACGUACUCCCGCUCGUGUGUCUGGCCCUGGUGCCCACUCUGCUUGGUUUGGUGGGACUUUACCUCUACAAAAAGGCCAACGCCCAGAAGCCCGACAAAAAGAAAGCAAAAGAUAAGAAGAGCAAGAAGAAAUGAAGACAAGGCACAGAACUAUUUAAAUAAAAAAUAUUUUAAAAUGA
This is a messenger RNA of Cololabis saira (Pacific saury), 876 nucleotides long. RefSeq names its product FKBP prolyl isomerase 11 (gene fkbp11). The transcript has 6 exons. The record is from RefSeq and is a predicted model, not a curated record. Gene Ontology annotation, biological process: protein peptidyl-prolyl isomerization. NCBI's taxonomy places the organism in Eukaryota, Metazoa, Chordata, Actinopteri, Beloniformes, Belonidae. Gene Ontology annotation, molecular function: peptidyl-prolyl cis-trans isomerase activity. The coding region runs from base 269 to 832 and encodes 187 amino acids.